UUCCAUAUGACUUCAGUUGACCCAGAAGUGCAAACCGAUUUGUCAACUUGUCUGGUCUAGAUAGCAGCCAGAAGUGGUGCAUCCGCCGAUGAAGGGAUCCGCGGUGGGGAUCCCCUCCCAGUCUCGGGCGGUCUUCUUGAUAAUACGCACCAAGCCAGCAACUCAGCGAUUGUUCCGUUCGUCCCCAAUCGAUGGGUUUCGGUAUCCUUCUGCUUCGGAUCACCUUAUGGAUGCCUCCAGCGGCCCGUUGGCACAUCAUUUGCUGGCUUUGUCAGGGGCUGCUCCAACCGUCAUGGACCAGAUUGUGUAUAUAUUGACCGCCAUGGAUCCUUCACCCGCCUCGUCUUCUUUUCUCUUCUAGUUCCAUAAAUCACCCCACUACUCUAGCCUACCGCUUCUUCUUCAUCUCUACUUCACACAGCUUUCUCUUCAGAACACUACUCCCCUUAACACGCAUUCUCAAAUCCAAUCCGUCAACAUGUCUGGACUCAAGGCCGGUGACAGCUUCCCCUCUGACGUUGUCUUCUCUUACAUCCCCUGGUCCGAGGACAAGGGUGAGAUCACUGCUUGCGGUAUCCCCAUCAACUACAACGCUUCCAAGGAGUGGGCCGACAAGAAGGUCAUCCUCUUCGCUCUUCCCGGUGCCUUCACCCCCGUCUGCUCUGCUCGCCACGUUCCCGAGUACAUCGAGAAGCUCCCCGAGAUCCGUGCCAAGGGUGUCGACGUUGUUGCCGUCCUUGCCUACAACGAUGCCUAUGUGAUGAGCGCCUGGGGCAAGGCCAACCAGGUCACUGGUGACGACAUUCUCUUCCUUUCCGACCCCGAGGCUCGCUUCUCCAAGAGCAUUGGCUGGGCCGAUGAGGAAGGCCGCACCAAGCGUUACGCCAUCGUCAUUGACCACGGCAAGGUCACCUACGCCGCUCUCGAGCCCUCUAAGAACCACCUCGAGUUCUCGAGCGCCGAGACCGUCCUCAAGCACCUGUAA
Messenger RNA from Aspergillus novofumigatus IBT 16806, 985 nucleotides. RefSeq names its product peroxiredoxin family protein. Gene Ontology annotation, biological process: hydrogen peroxide catabolic process; cellular response to oxidative stress; cell redox homeostasis. Bases 479 to 985 code for a protein of 168 amino acids. Gene Ontology annotation, cellular component: cytoplasm; peroxisome; mitochondrion. Lineage: Eukaryota; Fungi; Ascomycota; Eurotiomycetes; Eurotiales; Aspergillaceae. The transcript is spliced from 4 exons. The record is from RefSeq and is a predicted model, not a curated record. Gene Ontology annotation, molecular function: thioredoxin peroxidase activity.